UUAUUGUUUUUACAUAAAAUUAUAUGUCUAAAUUACAAAUUUUAAGUAAUUUCGGGUUUCCAAAAAAUUAUUGUUCUUUCUAACGUUACGAAAACUGCUCUUAAUGGGCAUGUAUCGGUUCCGUAUUUAUAAAUAUCUAGAAUAUGUCCCUAAAAACCAACAUCACAGGAGCUAUCAUGGAAUACCUUUCCUAGAUUUUUAUGAACAAACUACUGGCCGCAGCGUUACAAAAGCUUGGUUACCAGAUUUGAAAAAAAAGCAUCCAAAUAUUCACCAACUAAGCCAUGACCAGUUACAGUGGACACUACAAAUAUUGCAAAAAUUUGGUAUUGGUCCUGUUGAAGCAUGUCACAACCCACAUUUAUUUGUUAUGAAUCCUAUAACCAUGGAUAAUUAUGGAUCUAUACUAAAUGAAUGUGGUUUUGUUAAGAUUUUACCUCAAUAUAUAAUAAAGUACCAUACGCUUGUAAGGUCACGGACUAUAACAUGGCUAAAAAAGGAGGGUCUGCUUAAUUCAAAUAUUUCACUAGAACAACAUUUACAAGAUUUCUUUAGAGAUUGGCCGGAUAAUUGUAAAUAUGCACUACAUUUUCCUGAUGCUGAAACAUCUAUUUUAACAGUAAGAAUGAGUGUCCUGGAAAGAUAUUUAACAUGGAGACUGUCUAUCACCACUGAAGAUUUCCAAAAAUAUUGUAAAAAUUAUUUGCCACUUAAACAUAAACCCAUGUCAGAUAUUCAAGAAGCUUUGGAUAUAGCUGUUAACAAUAUAAAAUUUAAUACAGAAGAAAUAAGAAGAAAUGGUUUUAUCAUAUCAUCUGAUCCCAUUAAUACCAAAUUGAUUAUUGAAAAUGUGCCUUCACUGGCCGGUUUGGAUAUUCAAGAUGCAAUAAAAAUAGAACCAGCUAUAUUAAAAAAUAACUAUCCAGCUCUUUUAAAAAUAAGGGAUUUACUAGAGGAAUAUCGGAUAUCAGAAGAAGCGCAACGGCGUUGUCUAAAAGUAUACUGUAUGCGACCGCCAACUGUAGAAGAAAGAUUAGAAGAAUUAAGGAAUCUAAAGGAAUACCAGAUAUUACACACAAAUCCCAGGGUAUUGUCCAUGGUGGUCCACAAGAAGAAGAUGAUGACCCGUCUAUCCAAGAUACAGACCGCUAAAAAGCAAUGUUACAGUUUGAACCAUCUUGUUUCAUCUAGCAAAGUAUUUAAUAAUUAUAUUUCAAGUUUUGGCAACAAAGUUUGUGGUCGAGAUAUAGCUAUCUUAAUAUGCUCGUCCCUAAGAUUUCCUUCUGGUAAUGGUAAAAGAGACUCCAAAAUAAUGGUCCAAAAUGUUCUCAAUAAACUGAAGAAGCACAAAUAUUACCUUCACUCGGCUUUACACGUUAUCGCUGAAAACAUAGAGUACUUAAAGAAGAACUUUGAUGAUAAAACAAUAUUGAACAAUUGCCACCUUUUGCUAUAUCCAAUCAAUGAAAUAGAGCAUCAUGUGGCAUUGUUACUCAAGUUGCGAGACGAUGGUCGUCCAGCGUUCAAGACUUCCUCCAUUGAUUGCUAUAAUAUCUUGAACUAUUCCGCGCUCACAGACGAUCAUAUUCUCAGCCUAGUGCUGUAUGAAAUCGAGAAGAAAUACCACUUCAGCGGUGACGGCAUCUGGAGCAGGCAAGAUGGAGUCAAAUUAGAUUCUAAAGUAGCUAGUUGACGUAAAGCUCCUCACCUAGUUGGAGACAUGUGCAAAGGACGUUCACGACUAGUCAACGCUAAAAGUGAUGAUUGACAUGUAUACGAACAGUACUUUCGAAAACAAAAGUAUGUAGAUAUACUGUAAUGUAGAAUUGGUGGAAGAUAGUAUAGAUAAGAUUUGACCGAGGGUGUUGUAAAUCUGCCUCCGACUGUACGGUGAGCAGUACAAAAAUCUGACGUAAACUGCCAACAUCAACCAACAAAGGAGAUAAACUCACAGCAUAUAAAAAUACCUUUUAUGUUACUUAUGGAGAAUUUACAUUAAUUUCGAGUUAUUAUUUAAGUAAAAUAAAAAUCUCA
Amyelois transitella is the source of this 2034-nucleotide messenger RNA. RefSeq names its product transcription termination factor 5, mitochondrial. Lineage: Eukaryota; Metazoa; Arthropoda; Insecta; Lepidoptera; Pyralidae. Bases 104 to 1693 code for a protein of 529 amino acids. The transcript is spliced from 8 exons. The record is from RefSeq and is a predicted model, not a curated record.